GGAUAGGAGUGUUAAAGGCUUUAUAAACUGACGGGUGGAUCGUUCAACCAGAGAGAGCUUUGCCCUACCAAACAGUAGACGAUAAAAUGAAGGCUUCACUUGUUGUAUCCGUUCUACUUGGAGUUGUUGCUUGUGUUUCCGCCGGAGGGUAUGGGGGCGGUGGCGUAGGACAUGGACAUGGUUUUGGUUAUCAACAAUUCGCUGUUCAGAGACCAGUUUAUUACCAGUUACAGCAGCAACCAGUUGUUACCUAUGGAGUACAAGGAUUUGGAAAUACUGGAGGAUCUAAUUCCGGGAACCUGUUUGGAGGAUAUGGAGGAGGUGGAUAUGGCGGAGGACUUGGUGUUGGAUCAAAUACAGGAUCUAUUAUUCCAAUCAUCAUAAUCUUCGUUCUGCUGGCUAUUUUUGCCCCGUUGUUGAUCGCUUCCUUGACCUCUAGCAACGAUGCUUUUUAUGAUAGCAUCGGCUCUAAAUAAAUAGAUCGGAGACACAAUAGGAGAGGGACUUUAUUUUAUUGACUGCCUGUUACACAUUAAUGAAAUAAACAAUUGCAAUUCA
Molecule: messenger RNA, 558 nt
Organism: Saccostrea echinata
Lineage: Eukaryota; Metazoa; Mollusca; Bivalvia; Ostreida; Ostreidae
Product: glycine-rich protein-like
Exons: 4
Coding region: 87-476 (129 amino acids)
Source: RefSeq, a predicted model, not a curated record